GGUAAUGGUAUACAUUCCUUACCUCAACGAAGCUUUGAACGCGGCUGUUGAACCUAUCAGAUAUCUUCUAUCUUCUACCAAACCGCUUCCCAAACAACCGAACAUCCCUCCGCCUGAGCUGUCGUCCUGUGGAAUGCUUGUGCGUUUGGCUGGCUUAUCGGGUGCCCUCGCUGUACUUGCCGGUGCAUAUGGCAGUCAUGGCUUUGGUCAAAAUCGCGAGAAGGAAAAACGAAUCUUUCAAACCGGUGCUUAUUAUCAUUUAAUCCAUUCAGUGGCUCUACUAGGAGCUUCAAGAGCAACCUAUCCCCACGCAGUAAACGGUUUUCAUCUUGUUUUCACGUUCGUUUAAUUUAGACUGCGAGCCUAUUCCUCCUUGGAAUGACGAUGUUUUGUGGGUCUUGCUAUUACGUAGCGAUUACGAACGACGAGCGCUUUGCAAAAGUGGCACCCAUUGGUGGGAUCACGUUAGUUAUCGCUUGGUUGUCCCUCAUGGUGUAGUACGCCAUGACGUUCCUGUCCAGUGACGCGACUGCUGAUUUCUAUUUUAAUGCCACUACAAAUACAUCACUUUUGCUACGGA
This is a messenger RNA of Dicrocoelium dendriticum, 580 nucleotides long. The record is from the annotation of a GenBank genome assembly. NCBI's taxonomy places the organism in Eukaryota, Metazoa, Platyhelminthes, Trematoda, Plagiorchiida, Dicrocoeliidae.